CGCAGACAGGUUGCAUUUCAUGACAUGCAGUCAUCGCCGCUCCACAGCGCCCCGCUCCGGCCUGCGCCUGCACUGCGACGAGAAGCCGUGCGCGCCCGGUGAGCGACUGCCGCUGAAGAGACGAGACCGCUGUCUGCACUCAGCCCGACCCGCGACUGGCAAUGGAGUACGUGAACAACGCGAACAGCUACAGUUCUGGAGACACCAUGAGCAGCUCCUUAGCCAACAUGACCAUCAAGGAUCAGCACCACCAGGAGAACGGAGUCAAAAUGAAAGACGAUGAAGCAGCACUCAGUGAGAAUGGGGUGAAUUCUGUGUCUGAGCUCUCUCAGCCAGACAGCAGCCACUGUGAUGACGAGGCGCAGCCCGCAGAGGCGCCUGCAGAGAAAGCAGGAGCUGAAGAUACAGAGAGCACCGUGAGCAAAGACGAGGGGCAACUCGCAGCAGGAGCGUCUUCAACAGCUCAAGGAGUGAUGGAUAACGGAGAUAAGACUCAAACUGCCACCACACCGACCUCUUCCCCUCAAAGACCGUCCAUAACCGCCAAGGGCGCCAAAUCACCCGCAUCCUCCCGAAAUGGCCACAGCUCGAUCCCCAUUAAAGUCAGCAGCACAGGGCCCAGGCAGCCUGGAAGCGGUGCAAAGUCUCAGACUCCAGGGGCCAAAACUUCUGCCAGAACUGCAGCUCAACCAGAUGCCAGGAGUGGACAGAGCAGCCCCGGCACUCCCAAAUCCCCCGGUAGCCAAUCAAAUUCUGCAAAGUCAGGGGCCGAUGCCAACAAAGUGAAGAAGGUGGCUGUGGUUCGCUCCACCCCCAAAUCCCCGGGCUCGCUGAAGAGCCGUCCACCGGCUCCUCUGGCUGCCGCGGCGCCGCUGCCAGACCUGAAGAACGUCAGGUCCAAGAUCGGCUCCACAGAAAACAUCAAGCAUCAGCCCGGAGGGGGAAAGGUCAAAAUCCUCGAGAAGAAGCUGGACUUAAGUAACGUCCAAUCUCGCUGCGGUUCUAAAGACAACCUAAAGCACACGCCUGGUGGAGGCAAGGUGCAAAUUCUCGAUAAGAAGUUGGACUUGAGCAGUGUGCAGUCCCGGUGUGGCUCCAAAGAUAAUAUAAAACAUGUACCCGGUGGUGGCAAUAUUCAAAUCGUGCACAAAAAGAUCGAUCUGAGCAACGUUACAUCUAAGUGUGGCUCGAAGGACAACAUUCGUCACAAGCCGGGUGGUGGAAACAUUGAGAUCAAAAACGAGAAGCUGGAGUUUAAAGUUCAGUCCAAAGUGGGCUCUCUGGGCAACAUCAGCCACAUUCCUGGAGGCGGGCAGAAGAAGAUUGAGAGCCACAAACUGAAUUUCCGCGAGACAGCCAAGGCCCGCACUGACCACGGCGCCGAGAUCGUCUCCUUGGAAGACUCCCCUCACCAGCUCAGCACCGUGUCCUCCUCUGGCAGCAUCAACAUGACCGACUCUCCACAGCUCUCCACGCUGGCUGACCAGGUGUCCGCCUCCCUGGCCAAACAAGGCUUGUGAACGCGCUCGCCGCACUCCCCGCCUCGACCGCACGACCACGUAGAGGAGUUGUGAUGCCUUCCUCGUUACUUUCACAGGACUUUUAUUUGAUUUUUUUAGCUGCCCGUCACUGUUUAUCCUCCACUAACCUUUGAAUCUCGUCGAGGCGUUGCUAUUAGAGGUCUUAAAAAAAGAAAACAGAUUAACCAGUAGGCCAACAUGUAUUGAAUAUCUCUCUGUGGUCUUUGAUCUCUACACUUAAUUUGAACCUUUUGUAAGUGUCCCUUUAAGAGUUAAAGCACCCCAGCAGAGCGAAAUCCUCCCUCUGAGGAUCUCCGUACAUAUCCCGCUAAAUCGUCUAAGACUCGGUUUCCCGUCACAUUGACUGUGAACCCUUUUAGAAGUGUAUCUUAUCAGCGUCACCUUCGACGGGUGUCCCCUGAUUCUUUUUUUAUUUAUUUAUUUUUUGAUAAAAAAAAAACAGAACCUUGUAGAUGGAGGUUAAUGCAGACUGUUUGUGGGACGGGGGUGGGGGUCCGUUUGCGCUAAAGCAGAGGGAUCAGAUACAGGGUCCGGUGAAGUGGGCGGAGGAACAGUUAGAAGAAAAAGUAGCAAAUAUUUCUCGUCAAGGCAGAAAAGAAAAAGCUUUCAGACCUCACUGCUGUCUUUGCUUUGUGUAGUCCUGACAUGUGCUGCACCUCGAGCUACUGCAGGAGACUGCGGGGUGGGAGGGGGCAGAAGUGAGACCGCAGAGACAACAGCGACUGAUCGCGUCGCCUUCACGCGACUUUUUACGGGACGUGCCGAGCUCAGGUGUUCGUUCAGAGCCGCGAGAUCGAGAAGAAAGAGAGAAAUUACACUUAACGGAGGGUUGAGAGAGGCCUUUACCAACGGCAGCUGUGCUGUUUAACUCUUCCCUGCUUAAUAGGAGAAACAUGGCCGAGUGAGGGUGAUCUUGUUCUAACGGCCAUUGAAACAUUUGUUAACCGAUAAAUACACCGAAGCAUCAGGUUUUUGUAGUUUCUUUUAAAGUAGCUGGCUCGUUGUUGUGGCGACGAUACGGUAAAGCUGUGCUGUCUGCUGCGACCUGCAGCUGCUGAGACCUCGAGGGUCAUCCUGGUUUUACUACUGUGGAUGUCAGCAGAGUCUAAACUAAACCCGCCACAGGUUUGACAUUUAAACCAUUAGAAUCGCAGCGGAGAGCACGAGCACUCCAAAGCCCGAGCGGUGACGUCACCACCAGCUCCCUCUGCCAUUCGCAGGGUUACAGCGUGGUGGCACUUUCACGGGUUCAAACUUCCACUGCAGACGUGAGCAGCACGCUGGGAAUAUUUCACCUUAAAUAUGGAAGUUAAAGGGCCCGGUCACGUGUUGUAAGAACACUAAAGCUAAAUAAGGAAAAAUUUAAAAAACAAAAUGUCAACAUUUCUUCUUCGGUUUUAUUUGACUUAUUUAAGCUGGUUUUUGUUCCCCGCUGUUUCCUGUUCUCUGUGUGAGUCGUUCGGCUCAGAAUGAUCAAUUAUCUGAGCUCGGUGACGAAGCGAGGGGCUGAUGCCUCUCCGCGGUCUCAUUUCUGACGCUCUCCCUGCGUCGUAGGUGAGGGAGGGGCAGGGGAGCGUUACCUGGAUUUAAAAAAUACAGAAAAAAGACGAAGUGAAGAGCUAGAGUAGAGACUUUGUGUUGGGCACAGUUUUAUAAUCGUACUCUGUGGAUAUAUGACAUGUAUUUGAUAUGAAGAAACAUUUGUAUCGUGCCUGCUACUGUCAGUGUUCUUUUUUUUUACUGCUUUGUGUAAAUGCGCUACAGCUUGAGGAGGGAAAAUUAACCUUAAAGUGACAUUUUCAUAGCUAAACUGCGAGGAGGAGGCUGAGAACAGUAUUUAUGCACUUACAGGUAGGUAGACUAAAGUUUUCACAGCGGUGACACAAACACUGAAAACGGCUGUUUUACUGUUAAUGGAUCGUUUGUACGGAGAAGAUUGUGAGUGUUGCACGGCAGGCGGACGGUGAAGACCUCCUUAGGCAGUCUGUAUCCAACACACAUGCACCUGAAACACAGGACUGAUCAGAUGGCCGUGUUUCUCGCUCCCUGCAAAGUAGUAAAAGUGCACUUCGUGGCAAAAGUUUGUGGACGCAUGAGAGCUUAUCUGCUGCAGAUUUUUAGCAGUAGUCCAAAAGUCACGAGUGAGGCUUGAUGAGCGUCACAGGAAGUGUUUGGUGGGCCAGAGGAGACCUGAACGCCACAGCACACAGUGGUCCCAGAUAACAAAAAGAAACCUCACACUUGGGCCGGAUAUUACUUGCCAUUUGGGUUUUGGUACUUUCUCGGAUUCAUUUGAUGAGCCGUUACAUUUAACUAUGACUUAGUGUUUAAUUAACUUUUAGAAAAUGUGUCUAAAUUCUCAGUAAAUUCUGACCAAAGGCCAGAACAGGAAUAUUUAGAGGAGGUGAUUAUUUCACUGCCUUCAUGGUGCUUUAGCCACAGGUGCAUCAUUUGGCCCUAACAACCAACACUUAUUUCCACUGUGAGGUUGUUGUUUGAACAUGGAGGCAGCCUCAAGUGGCCAUCAGAGGAACUGCAGUUUUUGGCACUGGGAAAAAACCCGUCAAAGUUAAAGGAUAGAUGGACCUUCCUUUAAGCAGCAAAAGUGCCCGAGUAUCAGAUUAAAAUAUGAUCCCUUUUAAAUGGUUGAGCCAGACAGGUGCGUCCACUUACUUUUGUCCACGCGGUGCAUAUGUGGUCACGUUUUUGUUGUGUUCUCCAGCUGGAGCCAGGUUAAGACGUUCCCCUGCAAACAAACCCAGUUCAUGUGCUCAGAGACGUCCCGAUGUGGCCCCCCCGCUGAUUCAUUACUCGCAUUAAAAUGAGUGAAACAGCUUCUUGCAUGCAGCUCAUGUAAGAGACAGCCGUCUGCUUGUUGCCCCCCUUUCACAAAGCGAUCUCUCUGUAUAUCCUGUUUAUAUUUUCUCUGGAACUGGACGGAUGUACCAAUUCUUUUUUUUUGUAUUAAAAAAUGUGCAAUUAAGGGUCAAAAGGUCACCGACUUUGCUGUAAGGUUUCCUAAACGAGCAAGCACACGAAAAGCUUGCAACAUUAUCUGCAUGCUAAACCCUCUUUAGUUCCAGUUCCACGCUCGUCUCUGCGUGCAGGACGGACGCGAGCACCCAGGGACGGGAGCCGAUCUCCGAGAGGUUUCCACAGUAACAAAACUCGUCACCUUCUUUCGUUUUUGUUUUCCUCUCUUCGGGGUUACUUCUGACGCUGUACAGUUGUGGAAAUGUGAUUGUUCUCGUUAUUGUGCAUUUUCUCAAUAACUGGUUUAUGAUGAUUCUUGUUGCUGUAUAUGUGUAUUUGAAAAUAAAUGCUAUGAAGUCACCGUGGUGGUGAAGGAGUGCAAAAAAAUCACUCCCAGAUCAGACGGGACUCAUUCAUCUGUU
Messenger RNA from Pundamilia nyererei, 4936 nucleotides. RefSeq names its product microtubule-associated protein tau-like. Gene Ontology annotation, biological process: microtubule cytoskeleton organization; neuron projection development. Gene Ontology annotation, cellular component: neuron projection. The record is from RefSeq and is a predicted model, not a curated record. Lineage: Eukaryota; Metazoa; Chordata; Actinopteri; Cichliformes; Cichlidae. The transcript has 14 exons. Gene Ontology annotation, molecular function: microtubule binding. Bases 162 to 1520 code for a protein of 452 amino acids.